Molecule: messenger RNA, 1751 nt
Organism: Cynara cardunculus var. scolymus (artichoke)
Lineage: Eukaryota; Viridiplantae; Streptophyta; Magnoliopsida; Asterales; Asteraceae
Product: cytochrome P450 CYP72A219-like
Exons: 5
Coding region: 73-1620 (515 amino acids)
Molecular function (GO): heme binding; monooxygenase activity; iron ion binding
Source: RefSeq, a predicted model, not a curated record
UUAAAGUGAACAUUAUCCAUCAAUAAAUAUCCCCUUCUCCUUCAAUUCCCACACCAACUCCAAAGAUUGAAGAUGGAAGCAUGGUGUGGUGUGGGAAUAGUGGUAACAGUAAUAGGAUUGUGGUAUGGUUGGAGAUUUGUGAAUUGGGUUUGGUUGAAACCUAAAAAGAUGGAGAAGUGUCUAAGAGAACAAGGCUUGAAGGGGAGCUCCUACAACUUCUUAUUUGGAGACCUAAAGGAGAUGGUGAAGAUGACAAAGGAGGCCAAAUCUAGACCCAUAAAUCUUACAAACGAUAUAGUUCCCAGAGUCUUGCCUUUCGAAUAUAAAUCCGUCACUGCUUAUGGCAAGUAUUGCUUCACAUGGAUGGGGCCGAAACCUAUUGUACAUAUAACUGAACCAGCUACAAUAAAAGAGAUAUUGGCAGAUUACCGUCAAUUUCAAAAGCCAAAAGGAGGAAACCCAUUAUUAAAGUUGCUAGCUAGAGGUUUAGCAUCCGUUGAAGGUGAUCAAUGGGUGAAGCAUAGAAAAAUCAUUAAUCCAGCUUUUCAUGUCGAGAAGUUGAAGCAUAUGGUUCCUGCCUUUUAUAUGAGUUGUGCUGAGAUGAUCAACAAGUGGGAAGAAAUGUUAAAGAAAGAAGACUCGUGUGAAGUGGAUGUGUGGCCUUCUCUCCAAACAUUAUCUAGUGAUGUGAUUUCACGUACAUCAUUUGGUAGUAGCUUUGAAGAGGGGAAAAGAAUAUUUGAACUACAACGAGAACUAGCCGAAUUGAUUGUGGAGGCUGGACAAUCACUUUAUAUUCCCGGAUCAAGAUUCUUGCCAACGAAAAGCAAUAAAAGGAUGAAGGAAAUUGACCGAGAAGUGAAAGCUUCGAUAAGGAGUAUCAUUGAUAAACGAAUGACCGCAAAGAAAGCYGGGGAAAGAAGUAACGAUGACUUGUUAGGCAUACUCCUGGAUUUGAACUACAACGAAAUUAGACAACACGGGAGUAGUAAUUUUGGAUUAAGCAUCGAGGAAGUCAUAGAAGAGUGUAAGCUUUUCUACUUUGCAGGACAAGAGACCACAGGAGUUUUGCUUGUUUGGACUAUGAUUAUGUUGGGUCAACACACAAGUUGGCAAGCACGCGCUAGAGAYGAAGUCUCACUUGUCWUUGGGAAGGAAAAAAUAGAUAUCGAUGGAUUGAAUCGUUUAAAAACUGUUACCAUGAUUUUCAAUGAGGUUCUUAGGUUAUAUCCACCUGCGGCACCACUUGUACGUAUGGUAGAUGAAGAUACCACAUUAGGAAACAUAUUUUUACCAGCUGGAUCGCACCUUGAACUACAUGUGAUGCUUUUGCAUCAUGAUAAGGAUAUAUGGGGUGAGGAUGUGAAUGACUUCAAGCCUGAGAGAUUUUCUGAAGGUGUGUCAAAGGUGACCAAGGGACAAGCAUCAUAUCUCCCCUUURGUGGGGGGCCACGUAUAUGUGUCGGACAAAAUUUUGCUUUACUAGAGGCAAAAAUAGCACUCGCUAUGAUUCUACAACACUUUAGCUUUGAUCUUUCCCCAUCAUAUGCACAUGCUCCGCAUAACAUCAUCACUCUUCAACCUCAGUUUGGGGCUCAUUUGAUAUUACGUAAGCUUUAAACAAUAUGUAUUCGAUGCAAACAUGGUUCAAUUUGUAUUUUAUGUAACUAUAGUAAGUUGCGACAAAACAAUUUGAACGAUUAUCUUCAAGGGUUGAUACAAUUAUUUGGCCAUGUACUUAUCUCUUAAUA